Molecule: messenger RNA, 3227 nt
Organism: Drosophila ananassae
Lineage: Eukaryota; Metazoa; Arthropoda; Insecta; Diptera; Drosophilidae
Gene: Lgr1
Product: lutropin-choriogonadotropic hormone receptor
Exons: 18
Coding region: 620-3037 (805 amino acids)
Biological process (GO): G protein-coupled receptor signaling pathway
Cellular component (GO): membrane
Molecular function (GO): protein binding; G protein-coupled receptor activity; protein-hormone receptor activity
Source: RefSeq, a predicted model, not a curated record
CUCUCAUUCCGCCAUUGGUUCUGGAGCUGUCCGGUUCUUCGCACUCGUACGCUGAUUCACCCAGCUCCUCGGAUCCGCCCGGCUCGGUUGCUUCGGUUCGUCUCGUGCGGGUGUCACACAGUUUCGGUUUGGUUGGAGGCGCAUUUCGUUUUUGGCUCUCAACUGCAACAGGUGACAUCUCUCCUAAUCCUUGUGGCAGAAAAAGUCAAUGAAUCUUCUUGGCUACUACAAUUUGUAAAAAGUUCUAAGAGUGUUUAAAAAAGGGGCAGCAAAUGCGUUUGUGUGGUGAUUGGAUUCAGGAAAAUAAAACACCGAAAUAUAGACGUGGUUCAUCUCACGAUGAAUAUUAAAAGUUAACCGCAAUUACAAUAAUUCAAAAUAUGUUCGUGCAUGUGAUUCUUUCCGUUAUUUCGUUUUAAUUGUUUAUUACACGAUCCUACCUCCGAAAAAUAAAUCAGUCUGUCUUUAAAAUGAACAAAUGCAACUGGUCGAAGGACAAAAAAUAGUGAAAAAAUAAGAAGAAAAUAAUAUCAAAAGAAAAUGAACCGCACAUUUUUCUGUUAGAGGUGUGUGCAGAACCGGAAAUCGGAGCAAACGUGGUCCGGUACAAAAGGCAAUCAUGAAGUGUGUGUUACCCAAGUUCGUGUACCGCUUGCUUCUCCACCAUCUGCUAUUGACAAGAAUUUGUUGGCCUCAUGGCGUAUACGCCACGUCUGCCGUCUGCCACGACAGCCACAAUGGUUUCAAUGUCUCUCCCGAUGGCAAUUCCGAUCUGAGCCCCGACCGUAAUCCCACUACCAUGUCAUCGGGUCAAGCGCCACCGCCGACAUUGACAUUGCCUCCGUGGAAGUGUUGCUGCUGGAAUGCAACUAAUCAAAGCGAGGAGGUGGAGUGCCGGUGUGAGGGGGAGGCGCUCACCCGAGUACCGCAAACAUUAACGAUGGCCAUGCAGCGACUAACAAUUGCGUCGGCGGGCCUGCCACGCCUUCGCGCCACGGGCCUGAAGGUCUACGCCCAAACGUUGUUGGAUGUUGCCUUCACAGACUGUUUGCAGCUGGAAUUGAUACAAGAUGGCGCUUUCGCCAAUUUAAAGCUCCUUCGCACAAUCUAUAUUGCCAAUGCUCCCAAGCUAUCCUUUCUAUCCAAAGACGUAUUUUCCGGAAUUUCGGACACUGUGGAAAUAAUACGCAUCAUAAACAGUGGUCUCACCAGUGUUCCGGAUUUAACCCACCUGCCCCCCUACAAUAUUCUGCAAAUGAUCGAUCUCGAUAAUAAUCAAAUAACUAGAAUAGAUUCUAAAUCUAUUAAAGUAAAAACUGCACAAUUAAUUUUGGCUAACAAUGACAUUAGUUAUGUGGACGACUCGGCCUUCUUCGGGUCGAAGAUAGCCAAACUCUCUUUAAAAGAAAACCGAAAGCUAAAGGAGUUGCACACCAAUGCUUUUCAUGGAAUUAUUGAUAUAACAGAAUUAGAUUUGUCCAGUACUUCUAUUGUUGAAAUGCCCUCGGCGGGACUCCAAACAAUUGAAGCUUUGUAUAUACUUAACACUCAUACACUGAAGACGAUACCUUCAAUUUAUAAUUUUAGGAACCUACAAAGGGCUUACCUUACCCACUCUUUUCAUUGUUGUGCUUUUCAAUUCCCAUCACGGCAUGAUCCUCUGCGACAUGCACAAAGGAUGCUGGAAAUUGAAAAAUGGAGGACACAGUGCAAUGGUGAACGAAAUUCUCGAAGAGAGAGGAAUAUAGCUAAAAAGAUUGAAAGUCAACAGGAUGAUUUAGGUACGCUUGGUGGUUCAGAAGCAUUGUCUGCGGACGUACUUUCUACUCCAUUUUCCUCCGUUGACUACAUGGCCGAUGCGGCCAUGAACCUUGGAUACUUCCAUGAAGAAAUAACCAUUAAUCCGGACGAUGAACAAUUUGCUGAGUUUUGUGGCAAUUUUACAUUUAGAAAACCCAGUGUGGAGUGCUAUCCCAUGCCAGAUGCGCUUAAUCCGUGUGAGGAUGUUAUGGGCUAUCAGUGGCUACGAAUUUCGGUAUGGGUUGUGGUGGCUCUGGCCGUUGUUGGAAAUGUAGCAGUACUGACUGUUAAUCUAUCAAUUAGGCCAGAAAUAACGCCUGUGGCACGCUUUUUAAUGUGUCACCUGGCGUUUGCCGACCUGUGUUUGGGCCUCUACCUUUUUUUGGUGGCCUCCAUCGAUGCUCAUUCCAUGGGGGAGUACUUCAACUACGCUUACGAUUGGCAAUACGGGUUGGGUUGCAAAGUUGCUGGUUUUCUCACCGUUUUUGCUAGUCAUCUGUCGGUGUUCACGUUAACACUGAUAACUAUCGAACGCUGGGUGGCCAUUACCCAGGCCAUGUAUCUGAAUAAACGCAUUAGAUUGCGCUCUGCGUCCAUAAUAAUGUUAGGUGGUUGGAUCUACUCGAUGGUCAUGUCCUCGCUGCCUUUGUUUGGUAUUAGCAAUUAUUCCUCCACCAGUAUAUGUUUGCCGAUGGAAGUUCGUGAUACAUUCGACACUGUGUAUCUGAUUGGAAUUCUGGGGUGCAACGGAGUGGCCUUCUUCAUCAUCGCCGUGUGCUAUGCCAAAAUUUAUUUUUCCUUGGGUCGGGAGACGCGUCAUGCACGUCAAAACAAUCCUGGAGAAUUGAGCGUGGCUAAAAAAAUGUCCCUUCUGGUGUUUACAAAUUUUGCUUGUUGGUCACCGAUUGCAUUUUUUGGAUUAACGGCAUUGGCAGGCUACCCACUAAUCAAUGUUACCAACUCCAAAAUCUUGCUGGUGUUCUUUUACCCACUGAACUCCUGCGCAGAUCCCUAUUUGUAUGCCAUAUUAACAGCUCAGUAUCGACAGGAUCUCUACACUUUAUUGAGCAAAUUGGGCCUUUGCCGGACGAAUGCUGUAAACUCCAAGGAUAACUCCUCUGGAAUGGGUACAACAAGAUUCACUAUUCACCGACACUCUUCUCUCACCUGUAGAAUACCACCCGCUCUAGAAGUGGAAACCCAGAAAAUGUUGACUUAUAGCGAAGAAUAUGUUUAAAUUGAAAUUGAAGUAGUUUAAUACGCUUCUUCCUCCUGUUGUGAUAUAUCUAUAAACUAAACCUAUUGACUUGGCUCUCUCUUGUUAAUGAUUUGUUUCAGUAUUGUUACCAUCCAAGAUCGAUGUUAAUUUGGACCUAUAAGAUUGUUAAACGAUUCCUUGUCAUAAAUAUUUAGUUAACGACUCAUAG